CCUCAUCGACGGAAUUCAGCACCAAACGGCAGAGGAUGGGUGCGGGGUCGAGCAAAGAAAUAGUAAGUAAUACCACUCAUAAGUUAGAUAGACAAUUGUACUACCUAUAAGAAACACAGUUUUGGCUGAGGGGGUUGAUCGCACAGAACCCAAAUAAACAAAUAGAUGAUGCGGGACUACCCAGCCCAUCGGCCAAACCUUGUCUUUACCGCCCUGUUGACCUGUUCCCCAAUUAUUCAACAUGGAGACACCCGCUUUGACCGGCUCAGAGGGUGAUGUAAAGAUACUGCUCAAGUAUGUGAAUGACGCUGGUGAUGUUCUUCUUCAAAUGACAGAGUACCUAGCUGAUAAGCCAAUCUGGCCGGUGUUCAGUAUCUUUAUGGUCAACUUUCCGACCACAUCUGCUAGGGAUGGGUUCAUCCCCAUGGUGGAAAUGGUCGAGCACCUUGUCCCAGAGGCGGUUGUGACCAAGCUCGACCUCGAGCUUUCCUGUACCACAUCCAACCCGAGCGGCUAUGACUUGGGCCCUGCCCCCGGGAGCUCUGCGUCUGACAUCAACCUCCCUUCGGACUGGAUCACCAGCCAAGCUCGUUCACUUCUCGAACGGAUGCGACAUAACACGUCGAAUGGAGCUGCAAUUUUACUCUCCGGGUAUGGACUUGGUGGUAUUUUGGUCAAGCAGGUAGGUCAUGGCGUGAAGAUACGAGAGUCGUCCGUUGAGUCGAUGGUCUCUAUCUGAAAAACGGGAAAGAACAGAGGCGGGAUAGUCUAGUAACUUGAGCCUUCUCAUCGUUAUUGCCUCAGCACCUGUCAGCUAUCGCAACAGCAAAUAGCGAUCCCGAAUUCUAUCAUCUGGCUUCCCAAGUCACAUGUCUUGUUUUCUUCAACACCCCUCACGAACCCACUGGUCAUCACCCGUGGGAGGGUGUGUUACUCG
Messenger RNA from Daldinia caldariorum, 937 nucleotides. RefSeq lists its product as uncharacterized. The record is from RefSeq and is a predicted model, not a curated record. The coding region runs from base 242 to 739 and encodes 165 amino acids. The transcript has 3 exons. NCBI's taxonomy places the organism in Eukaryota, Fungi, Ascomycota, Sordariomycetes, Xylariales, Hypoxylaceae.